This is a messenger RNA of Daktulosphaira vitifoliae (grape phylloxera), 1380 nucleotides long. RefSeq names its product putative glutathione-specific gamma-glutamylcyclotransferase 2. Gene Ontology annotation, molecular function: glutathione specific gamma-glutamylcyclotransferase activity; gamma-glutamylcyclotransferase activity. Lineage: Eukaryota; Metazoa; Arthropoda; Insecta; Hemiptera; Phylloxeridae. The transcript is spliced from 3 exons. Gene Ontology annotation, cellular component: cytoplasm. The coding region runs from base 182 to 817 and encodes 211 amino acids. The record is from RefSeq and is a predicted model, not a curated record. Gene Ontology annotation, biological process: glutathione catabolic process.
UAAAUAAAUAAUAAUAGUAUUUACUUUUUUGUUUGAUAACAACAAAAACUAAAGUAACAAUGUAAUUAAUCUAUAAAAAUUUUAUUAAUAUAUUUAUUGAAUAAUUGAUCAAAUCCGAAUAUCAAUGUUAUCAUAAUUGUAAUGUCACGUUAAUCCAUUUAUUUAAUUUUUCAAAUAUUGAAUGACUAUGACAAAAAUUAAAAAUUCUUUAAAUACUGAGGCUGUGAUUGAUGAAUCUGUGUUUGAAAAUACAGAUAAUACUGUUUGGCUAUUUGGGUAUGGAUCAAUUUUAUGGAAAACUAACUUUAAAUUCGUCAAAGAGUGUGUUGGAUAUAUAAAAGGUUACAAAAGACGUUUUUAUCAAUAUAGUCCUGAUCACAGAGGCACUAUCGAGUUUCCCGGAAGAGUGGUAACCCUUUUACCAUCUCGUAAUGAGAGUCAAGUAUGGGGAGUAGCUUAUGCCAUAAGUAAUCAAAAUAUUAAAGAAGUCUAUGAAAAAUUAGAUUUUCGAGAACAAGCAGGAUAUAUGAAAUAUAUUGUGCCGUUUUACUCAAAAAUAAAGGAGGAUGUAGCUCCUAAAGAAGUAAUUGUAUAUGUUGCUGAUGAAAAAAAUAAAUGGUUUGCAGGUAAAGCAACUAUUUAUCAAAUAGCUUCAAGGAUAAUGUUGUGCCAAGGAGUAAGUGGUUUAAAUUCUGAAUAUGUCUAUAAACUUGCUGAUGCAAUGAGAAAAAAAGCUCCAGAUGCCAAUGAUAAACAUUUAUUUGAACUUGAAAAUAUUUUGAAAUGCUUAGAAAAAAGACAAACAGUAACAGUAUGAUUAUACAAAAUAAAACAUUUUUUAUGAACUUGGUAUAUAUAAAACAUGAUUAAUUAAGAAUUUUACCCCUCAUUUUUUCAUCAAAUUAUGAUUUUUUCACAAAAAUGUACCGAGUAAAAUUUAAUAUUUAUACUAAAUAUGAAGUUUAUUGAAAAAAAUUUAUUUUUAUAAUUAAAUUUAUAAGUAUCUUUCAAAUGUUAAAUAAAAACAAAUUUUUUUUUUUACUAUUAAAUGUAGUAAUUUACAUUAUCACACCCUCUUACUAUGUAAAAUGGUUAAUUUUUGACACUAUAUUUAAAAAUAUUAUUAACACUUCAUAAGUAGAUUACUUUAUAUGAUUAUUUAAAUUUGAUUUAUUUUAUUAUUAAAAAGAAACUAACACUGUGAUACACAGCACAGUAUAGGCGUUUCAAAGUUGAAACAAAUAUAGAUAAUAACUAACAAUGUUUAAAAUCACAAUCAUAAAAAAUGUUUUGAUGUAAAUCUGUAAAUAAUGUUUAAUUUUUAGAAAUAAUUGUUAGAUUAUUCCAAAAGCAACAUCAUCUCCUAUUUUUUUAACUAUG